Messenger RNA from Fusarium venenatum, 1497 nucleotides. The record is from RefSeq and is a predicted model, not a curated record. NCBI's taxonomy places the organism in Eukaryota, Fungi, Ascomycota, Sordariomycetes, Hypocreales, Nectriaceae.
AUGCUAUUUGGUUUCGAUACCGGUAGUUUCGGAGGUAUCCUGGCUAAUCCACUGAGUAACCCCUUUCCUGAUCAUCAGACAAACAAAUAUGCUUUCACGUCUUCCGAAACUUCAAUCAUCUCGUCUAUACCUUUCAUCGGCAAAUUCCUUGGAUGUUUGUUUGCAGGUCCAGCGAUUGAAAAGCUCGGCCAUCGAAUCGUUUUUAUUCUUCUGUCGAUCAUCUCUGUUGUUGGUGUUAUUCUGGAAGUUACAGCUGCUGACACUGGUUAUGGAACCGGCCGUUUCGCGCAGUUCCUUGUUGGCCGUAUCGUUGUCUAUGUCUCGGUUGGUUUGGUUGAAGUUGCUGUUACUACAUACCAAGCGGAAAUUGUCCCAGCUCCUUUCCGCGGCCUUGUUGUCGUCUCUUUGCAACUCUUCCUCGCCGCCGGAUCCCUUAUGGCAAGUGGUCUCAACAAAGCAUAUUCUACCUACACAGAUGGUGUGGGUUGGAAAACAGUUACAGGCAUUCAGCUUGUGUUCCCUGCUUUACUUACUGCUUUUGUGUUUUUCAUUCCCAACUCACCCCGUUGGCUUCUAUCAAAAGAUCGCGAAGAAGAAGCAGUUACUUGUCUCCAGCGCUUGCGAAGCAAAACUGAUUUUGAUGAGGGUCGAUGUGACAAUGAGAUCAAAUUGAUCAAGGAUACCUUGAGGGAGCAAGUACACAAAGGACCAUGGCUUGACCUCUUCCGUAGGACAAACUUGCGACGUACAAUGAUUGUUUUUGCAUUUUACUUCUUUCAGCAGGCAACUGGCCAAGCAUUCUCAUCGACUUACCAAACGGUGUUCUAUAAACAAAAUGGUUACAGCAGCUACCAGGCUUUCACAUAUCCCAUUAUUACAAGCGUUCUCGGCAUGAUUGCUGUUUGUCCAGCUAUGUAUAUGGUCGACAGUGUAGGUCGUCGAAAAACUCUCAUGAUCAGCUAUCCCCUGCAAGCUCUCUGGUUGUUCCUGGUAGCAGGUCUUGGCGCGAAACCAAGCAAGACAGCAACCGAGAAGAGCACUGUUGCAGCUGCUUUCAUGCUGUUUUCCUUUUUUUACAAUAUGGGUAGCGCUUCUAUCCCAUAUCUUCUCGGUAGUGAAAUUCCGAAUUCUGCUGUUAGAGAAAAGACACAAUCGUUAGGAGCAGCAUGGAAUGUCGUCUGGGCAUUUGUUACCAAUUACUCUAUCCCUUACCUUAUUGCGGAUCUCCACUUCGGUGUUGGCUGGGUGUUCGGUGGCAUAUCCGCGCUUGCACUAAUUUUCACUUACUUCUUUCUUCCCGAAACAAAGGGUCGCGCGCUUGAAGUGAUUGAUGCUCUAUUUGCGACAGCUUUCAAUCCUUUCCGCCCUCAAAACAUCCAGUUGAGCGAUGCUGAGCGCCGCAUUGGGCAAUUGGAAGGAGGGAAAAGUUUUGAAGAUACAGUUUCAGUGAAUAACGAGCCUGGACGUAAUGAUGAUCAGGUCCAAGUGAAGACUUGA